This is a messenger RNA of Mustela lutreola (European mink), 693 nucleotides long. RefSeq names its product hemoglobin subunit epsilon 1 (gene HBE1). Bases 125 to 568 code for a protein of 147 amino acids. The transcript has 3 exons. The record is from RefSeq and is a predicted model, not a curated record. Lineage: Eukaryota; Metazoa; Chordata; Mammalia; Carnivora; Mustelidae. Gene Ontology annotation, molecular function: heme binding; organic acid binding; haptoglobin binding. Gene Ontology annotation, biological process: oxygen transport; hydrogen peroxide catabolic process. Gene Ontology annotation, cellular component: haptoglobin-hemoglobin complex; hemoglobin complex; blood microparticle.
UCAAAGAACUAGGAGGAACAAGGGGCCAGAAGGUCAGUCGUAAAGAAUAAAAGGUGGCAGCUUCCAGCAACAGCACAUACCUGCUUCUCUCUCUGACCACCUGUACGCUCCCAGACCUGACAUCAUGGUGCAUUUUAGUGCUGAGGAGAAGGCUGCUAUCACUGGCCUGUGGGGCAAGGUGCAUGUGGAAGAGGCUGGAGGCGAGGCCCUGGGCAGGCUCCUGGUUGUUUACCCCUGGACCCAGAGGUUCUUUGACAACUUUGGCAACCUGUCCUCUGCCUCUGCCAUUAUGGGUAACCCCAAGGUCAAGGCCCAUGGCAAGAAGGUGCUGACUUCUUUUGGAGAAGCUAUUAAGAACAUGGACAAUCUCAAGGGCUCCCUUGCUAAGCUGAGUGAGCUGCACUGUGACAAGCUACACGUGGAUCCUGAGAACUUUAGGCUCCUGGGCAACGUACUGGUGAUCAUUCUGGCUUCUCAUUUUGGCAAGGAGUUCACCCCUGAGGUGCAGGCUGCUUGGCAGAAGCUGGUGGCUGGUGUUGCCACUGCUCUGGCCCACAAGUACCAUUGAGUCCUCUUUCCAGUUCAGCAGUACCCUUCUGUGCCCCCAGUGUUCUCCUGCAUAUGGGGAUUCGGGUUUGGCCUUGAAAGCACAGCUUCCAUUUAAUAAAGCUCAUUCUAUUCCAUAAUCAGAAA